AUGAGUAAUUGGGCUAGAAGGAUGCACCGACGAGCUGCUACAUUGAGCAAUGUGGUUACGUCUUGUGGGCAUCCCAACUCUUUGCCAUAUCCGAGGAGACUAGAAAAAGUCAAGUUCGGUGUUCCGCUACAUGAAGUUUGCAAGGAUGAUAUCCCUGGACCCUUGCUUGUGCUGAUAUUGAAGCUAAACAAAGAAGCGCCGUUGCGACGGGACGUGUUUCGCGCACCUGGUCACCAGGGUGCCAUGAAGAAGCUUAUACAUUUCCUUCAAACAGGUCGUCUGGUCAAUGUCGAUAAUUAUUCCGUAUACACUAUUGCCAGUGUGCUCAAGAAGUUCCUCAGGAAAAUCCCGGGUGGUGUGUUUGGCCGAGAUGGAGAGAUGCAUCUGUUUACAGCUGUGGAGCUACCAGAGGAACAGCAAGUCGACGAAAUACGCAGACUGCUCCUGUCCCUGCCGGUGUGCACGCAAAGACUGCUGGUGCUGCUCUUCGGCACGUUUCGGGUGAUGGCAUCCAACGCUGAUAAAGCAGGUACAGGUAUGACAUCCGAAGCCCUGGGCGUGUCGGUGGCCCCAUCAUUUUUCCACUCUUGCGUGUCGGACGGCAAAACAGCCACAAUGGAGGACGUUCAGAGAUUCAAGGUGGCGACAAGGAUCAUGCGUCAGUUGAUCGAGCAGUUCAGUGCCGGCGACCUGUUCGGGAGGGAUAACUACGAGUACUACGCCCGGGUAACCGGCCGCAUCCUCCGGGUAAAGGACGAGUGGAUAUGUUCCUUCAGAGACCCGCCGCCGCCCCGGCAUCAUCGCGACCAGGAGGCUUAUGCUAGACAAUUGUCUUUGGAGGCUGAGAAAACGUGGUUGCAAUGCGAAUGCGAUCGCUGGGGCAACAAAUUUAAUUUAGAAGGGUUGUCGAAGUCUGAGGAGUGCCAGUCGAUGCCGGCGCUGGCGGGAGGCGGGAGUGCGGGCGCGGCGGGCGGAGUGCUCGGCAUCAUCCCCGAGCACAGCCUGCUCGACUCCUGCACACGACUCUCCAUAUCUCUCGAAGAAAGCGUCUUUAAAGUAUCAGUGAGUUCGUCAUCUCAAUCAUCGCGCAGUAACUCGAGUCCUCACAUGACUCUCGAGGAGUUGCGAGCCAUCAACAAGUACGCAGAGAGUACUAAAAGCCUCUCCUACCUACCCCAGCGCUCACUGAAGGACAUGUUUUAUAAGACUAAGUGA
Spodoptera littoralis (African cotton leafworm) is the source of this 1215-nucleotide messenger RNA. Lineage: Eukaryota; Metazoa; Arthropoda; Insecta; Lepidoptera; Noctuidae. The record is from the annotation of a GenBank genome assembly.